AUAUAUAAGAUCUCUUCGUUAGGGUUUUGAGCUUCUCACAUAGUCGCAUUUGCUCAUACGGCAUUCUGCUCUUCGUCAGCUGAGUUCCGCCAACAUGACUAAGAGAACUAAGAAGGCCGGAAUUGUUGGCAAAUAUGGCACAAGAUAUGGUGCCAGUUUAAGAAAGCAAAUUAAGAAAAUGGAAGUAAGCCAACAUAGCAAGUACUUUUGUGAGUUUUGUGGCAAGUAUGCUGUGAAGAGAAAAGCAGUAGGAAUCUGGGGGUGCAAGGACUGUGGUAAAGUGAAGGCCGGGGGUGCUUAUACCCUGAACACGGCCAGUGCAGUAACAGUGAGGAGCACCAUCCGUCGUUUGAGGGAACAGACAGAGGGAUGAGGAGUAGCUGUUGCAGGCUUGCAGCAACUCUAUUUUGUUUGUAGUAGCAAGUUUUCUUGACUUUUGUCGAUGAACUUGGUUAAUUAAUGACUGGAAGAGGUUGAUUUUUGUCUCGCUUUGGAGUUAUACUAAAUGCAGUGUUCAGGCGUUUUCUUAUUUA
Molecule: messenger RNA, 533 nt
Organism: Nelumbo nucifera (sacred lotus)
Lineage: Eukaryota; Viridiplantae; Streptophyta; Magnoliopsida; Proteales; Nelumbonaceae
Product: large ribosomal subunit protein eL43z
Biological process (GO): translation
Cellular component (GO): ribosome
Molecular function (GO): structural constituent of ribosome
Source: RefSeq, a predicted model, not a curated record